Trichosurus vulpecula (common brushtail) is the source of this 585-nucleotide messenger RNA. RefSeq names its product ornithine decarboxylase antizyme 3 (gene OAZ3). Gene Ontology annotation, biological process: positive regulation of protein catabolic process. The record is from RefSeq and is a predicted model, not a curated record. Lineage: Eukaryota; Metazoa; Chordata; Mammalia; Diprotodontia; Phalangeridae. Gene Ontology annotation, cellular component: cytoplasm; nucleus. Gene Ontology annotation, molecular function: ornithine decarboxylase inhibitor activity.
ACUCUUCAGGAGAAGAUGCUGCCUUGUAACCCUUGUUUCAGAAGCUUCGUCGUAACUGAGAAGGAUAGCCUGACACUCCGACCUCGGUGCUGCCUCCAGUGCUCCGAGUCCCUAGCAGGCCUCCAGGUGGGCAGAAGCACUGAGCAGGGAGACCACGACAAGCUCAAAGAGCUGUACUCGGCUGGAAACCUGACGGUGCUAGCUAAUGACUCCCUGCUCCACCAGGACCCAGUACAGUUAGAUUUCCACUUCCGCCUCACCCCUCAGGCUUCUACCCACUGGCAUGGCCUCCUCUGUGACCAGCGGCUCUUCCUGGACAUCCCCUACCGGGCCCUGGACCAAGGCAAUAGGGAGAGUUUGACAGCGACACUGGAGUAUGUGGAGGAGAAAACAGAUGUGGACUCUGUGUUUGUGAACUUCCACAAUGCUAGGAAUGACCGAGGUGCCUUGCUUCGGGCCUUCAGCUACAUGGGCUUUGAGGUGGUUAGACCUGACCACCCUGCCCUCCCACCCUGGGACAACGUCAUCUUUAUGGUCUACCCCCUUGAGAGGGAUUGUGGCCACCUACCUAGGAAGCCCUCCUGA